Messenger RNA from Cottoperca gobio, 598 nucleotides. RefSeq names its product galactose-specific lectin nattectin-like. Bases 89 to 598 code for a protein of 169 amino acids. NCBI's taxonomy places the organism in Eukaryota, Metazoa, Chordata, Actinopteri, Perciformes, Bovichtidae. The record is from RefSeq and is a predicted model, not a curated record. The transcript is spliced from 7 exons.
AUAAAGUAUAUAAAGAGAGCAUCUCUUCCAAGAGCAUCACAACACACCUGCUGCUGCAAGUACAUCUUCAUCUGAUCAUCACAGCAAGAUGGCUUCAGCUCUUCACUGCAUUGUGCUCUUCUGUUUGACCAGUGGACUGUGGAUGGAGGCAAAUGCAACAUGUCCUUUAAAAAGAGGUCGGUGUGAGGCCUGCCCUGCUGGUUGGACUCAGUUUUGCUCUCGCUGUUUCAUGUUCAACCAUGAAGAAAAGGACUGGGCUGAUGCUGAGACCUCUUGCAUUGCCUCUGGAGGAAAUCUGGCUUCUGUCAAAACGGCCAAUGAGUACACAUUCAUUAGGGAGUUGGUGAAAAGAGCAGCAGGCUCAGAUAAAACUUCUUGGAUUGGAGGCUAUGAUGCUGUCAAGGAGGGUUUGUGGGAGUGGAGCGAUGGCUCAAAGUUUGACUUCAAAUCCUGGGGCAAGAAGGAGUCAAACAAUAUGAAAAAACAAGAAAACUGUAUGGAGAUUAACUUUAAAGGACGCGACUAUGUCAACGACUCGAGCUGCAGCCUUAAGAGAUCUUUUGUUUGUUCCACGGACCCUUCACCGAUACCAAUAUGA